Brugia pahangi is the source of this 288-nucleotide messenger RNA. Lineage: Eukaryota; Metazoa; Nematoda; Chromadorea; Rhabditida; Onchocercidae. The record is from the annotation of a GenBank genome assembly.
AUGGAAUUCGUGGAUGAACAUUUUGGAAUAAUUUGCUCGAAAACGGGCGCCGGUAAUCUGUCCGAAUCUUUCACAUGUCUUAGGAAAGUAAUCAUCGAGGAAAAGGAAUGUACCGCUAUCAUACGAUAUAAUAGCACUGGGAUAAUUCAUUGUGAUCAAAUGUCGCACUUUUUUGAUUGCUUACUGGGUGCUGUACAACGGAAAUGUACCCAGGAGACACAAUUCUUCUUUGCUGAUAUAAUUACAAAUUUCGGUUGCACUGCUAGUUUAAACCAUUAUAAAUGUUAG